GGUUGCCUGUAAUUUCUGAAGAAAAUGUUGUUUUAUUGAAAGAUCUUUUGAGAGCACACACUUCUUCACCACCACAAACAUUAAGAAGUGGCUGCUGCAAAAUUGAAGAAUUAAAGGUAAACCAUGGCAAGAGGUUGCAUGACAGCUUGGAUGCCAUGACUGGUGAAACCAAAGUACCCACUGGAGGACACACAUCUUCUUCUUGUAUAAGCUUACCAACAGGCAAUUCAUCUUAUUUUUGCUUGUUGAUGAAAAAUAUUGAUGUUCUAGAGGAGAUAUUUGAUGAUUCAGAUGUCUUAAGGUUGGAAAAGGAUAUUCUGCUGCAAUUAGGGAAGCUUGGAGCUUUAAAGUUAUUCUAUACUUUUCUAUAUAGGACCCUCAAAUCCUUGAAUGUUUUCUGCUCAUCCAGUCUUCCUACUAAUAUUGGACAGUGUACACAUAAAAGAAACAAGCCGGUGGAUAAUCAUGUGGGUAAAAUUGUUUUUUGUUCUAGAAAAAAUAAAGAAAGAAAAAAGAGAAGAGAAAUGGCAUCAGAAAGUUCCAAGAAGAUUUAUUCACAACUGCAACAAAGUCUCACUGAUUCCUCUCCAAAAGGGGCAUCAAACUCUAGAAAUAGAAGAUCUAUAAAUGCUAGAAAUGAAGCAGAAAUGUUGAAGGGAGUUAAGGUUGUCUUAGGAGUUUAUCAUGUUGAGUGGUUGCAGAAUUGGAGAGAAUCAGAACAGGUUGGAGGAGCAAAUUGGGAGAAUGGGCCAGCUUGAGUUGCUGGGCAGAAGCAGCUGGUGUUAGUGUGAAUGUGCUGCAGCAGCAUUUGCAUUUUGGUUGGUGAUGCAGAGAUGAGUUACUGAGGAGUUCCCGCUCCUUAGUUCUCUAUCUUGCUAGAAACUACAGGGGUUUGGGAAUUGCAUACAAAGAUCUAAUCCUGGUGGGAAAUUUAGGUGUCUUGCAUGGGGCAGAGAGAUUUGAGCACACAAGGGGAUUCAAAUUCUCCACUUAUGUACAGUACUGGAUAAGAAGGUCAAUGGCAAGGAUGGUGGCUCAACAUGCUAGAUGGAUACGACAUCCUUAUGCAUUGAGCAGGGCAAUAAAUAAGAUACAAAAAGCUAGAAAGGCCCUAAGUGUCAGCAAUGGGAAAUUCCUACAGGAUGAUGGAAUUGCAAAGUUCACAGGUCUUCCUCUCGCUAAAAUCAAAUCAGCUAGCAAAUUCAUGAGAAUUGUUGGUUCAGUUGAUGAGAAGGUUGGAGAUUGCUCUGGCGCAAAGUAUUUGGAAGUUUUGCCUGAUACGUCAAUAAAGACCCCAGAAGAAAUGGUGUUGAGGCAACACAUGAUGAAAGAUAUUCAUGAUAUGUUGAAUGGUUUGGGUUCAAGAGAGAGACAAGUCAUGAUCCUAAGGUACAGGCUCAAGGACUUUCAGCCUAUGUCGCUUAACACAUGAUGAAAGAUACUCAUGAUCUGUUGAAUGGUUUGGGUUCAAGAGAGAGACAAGUCAUGAUCCUAAGGUACAGGCUCAAGGACUUUCAGCCUAUGUCGCUUGAGGAGAUCGGAAGGCAUUUCCAGGUGAGCAAAAAAUGGAUUAGGAAGAUAGAAAUGGAAGCCAUGUCAAAACUGAGAGAUGAAGAAACAUGCAGGAACUUAAACCACCAUCUACAUUUGCAGUUAAAUUAUGACUAACUUGCUCCUUGAAUAGGUAACUUGCCAGCAAAGAAACAAAGGAAAUGAAAAUUUGAUGCUGACCCCUGGAAAAUUAGAACACAAAACAACAACACGUGUCAGUUAGCUUAGGCAUUCCAUCCUCUCUUUACCUAUAGAUUGGCUUGUUUCAACUAACUACUUUUCCUUUUCAGUACCUUAGGCAUUAAAGUUGGAAAUGAACUCUAAAAUGGAAAUACAAAAGAUCACUGCUUUGCUUGAAACUUGAUCACUUGUAAACACAGUCAGAAAUCUCACCUUUUGAUGUGAAGUUUGAAUUACAUCUUUUCUAGUAUUAUAGCAAGUUGAUCACUAUGUUUUAUCUAAUCUUGCCAAUAUUUGUACUAGUAACUAGUAAAAAAAUAAAAUACUCAACAAUAU
Messenger RNA from Rubroshorea leprosula, 2067 nucleotides. The record is from the annotation of a GenBank genome assembly. NCBI's taxonomy places the organism in Eukaryota, Viridiplantae, Streptophyta, Magnoliopsida, Malvales, Dipterocarpaceae.